AUGGGAAGUUCGACGCGUGAAGACGAGCCAUGGGCGUACGACUGUCGUGAAAACUUGCGAAAGCUACUGGUUGGAAAGGAAAUCACCUUUACACCAACACACUCGUUGCCCCCAUCCAACACGGAUCCAGACGUUCAACGCGACUUUGGCAAUGUCGACUUCAAUGGUGAUCUUGCAAAGGAUUUGCUCGCGAGUGGAUGGGCGCGUACCAAAGAGGGCUCGAAGCGAGAACCUACCGAAGAAGACUUGAGGAAGAAAGAGCUUGAAAAUGAGGCGAAGCAAGCCGGUCGAGGGAUUUGGCGUCCAGAGGGGCCUCCGCAACGUACCGUACACAACACAAUGCCCGCAGACUCUCAGGCUUUCCUCAAACAGUGGAAGGACCAGAUGAUCGAUGGCAUUGUCGAGCAAGUGAGAGAUGGAUCAACUCUCAGGGUGCGACUCCUGCUAGCAGACGACUUGCAUCAGAUUGUCACCAUCUCCCUUGCGGGUAUUCGCUGCCCGCGCACCGGAGGCAAGGACGGCGAGCCAGGCGAACCUUAUGGUGACGAGGCCAAAUUCUUCACCGAAAGUCGCCUGCUACAACGACUCGUGCGUGUCAAGCUCCUAUCCGUGCCAACACCAGCAGCGCUCCCCUUUUCGUCGACGAGUGGACCACCGCCACCUGCGAGCAUGUUUAUCGGCAUUGUGAUGCACCCCAAUGGCAACAUUGGUGAGCAUCUGGUCGCAAGCGGGCUCGCUCGAGUCGUCGACUGGCAUGCGGGCAUGCUUGCAGCAGGCGGAUUCAUGGAACGUCUCCGUGCCGCCGAGAGUACCGCCAAAGAGAAGAAACAAUUUCUCUAUGCACAGCAAGAAGGUGGCAAUGCCAAGGGCAAGGCCCCUGGCGCUGCAUCCUCGCGGUCAAGCGACCAGAGAAACAUUGACGGUCAAGUGAUCAGGGUAUGGAGUGCGGACCAGAUUAGCAUCCUCGACAAGGCGGGCAAGGAGCGGAGAGUGCAGUUGAGCUCUACACGGGCUCCAAAGACCACAGAUCCGAAACAGGCCUUUUACGCCGCCGAGGGAAGAGAGUUCUUACGCAAGAAGCUCAUUGGUAAGACAGUGCACGCCCAUGUGGACUUUGUCCGGCCUCAGGAGGGGGCGUUUGAGGAGAGGGAAUGUGCCACCGUUCGGUUUGGUGCUAGCCACGCGAACAUUGCCGAACAGCUCAUUGCAAAGGGACUCGCCACGGUGGUUCGUCACAAGCGCGAUGAUGAGGACAGGUCGCCAGAUUACGACAAGUUGAUGGCAGCUGAGCAAACCGCGAUCAAUGAAAAACUCGGACUACACUCUGGCAAGGAGGCCACGGUGCCAAAGCUAGUCAAUGCAUCCGAGAACGUAGGGCGCGCAACCCAGUUCCUCUCCGGAUUCAAACGCCAAAAACGAGUACCUGCCGUGGUAGAUUACGUCGCGGCUGGCUCUCGAUUCAAAUUACUCAUCCCACGCGACAACGUGACGCUAACGUUUGUACUCUCCGGUAUCCGUGCACCGAAGACGGCUCGCAACGAAAGCGAGCGGAGCGACCCAUAUGGGCCUGAAGCAGCCGAGUUUGCCACACGGCGCUACAUGCAACGCGAUGUCGAGGUUGAAUUUGAAGCGGUGGACAAAUCUGGCGGGUUUAUCGGUGCCAUGUAUCUCAACAAGACGGAAAAUGCAGCCAUCACGCUCGUCAAAGAGGGACUGGCAACGGUCCACGCUCACUCGGCAGAGGGUCUGUCAUGGAGCAAGCAAUUGAUGGAUGCAGAGGAAGAAGCAAAAAAAGCACGCAAGAAUAUAUGGAAGGACCAUGCCGAGGAGGAAGCGCCCGCACCAGAAGCGGAAUCGAGCGUGCCGACAAAGGUGGAAUUCAUUGACGUAAUUCUGAGCGAUAUCCGAACGGACGAGUUUGGCUUUUCGGUCCAGAUCUUGAAUACCGAAGGAAUUGCCUCACUCGAAAAGCUCAUGGUCGAUUUUGCAAAGCAUUACCAGACAGCACCGCCUGCGCCCGGGUUUGUGCCCAAGGCGCAAGAGCUCAUUUCGGCAAAGUUUUCCGAUGGUCAAUGGUACCGAGCCAAAGUCAAGCGGGCAUCACCAGCGAAAAAGGAGGCCGAGGUUGUGUUUAUUGAUUAUGGCAACAGGGCGACGUUGCCGUUUACUCAUACGCGACCUUUGGAGCGAAGAUUUGCGUCCCUGCCACCGCAGGCACAUGAUGCACGAUUGAGCUUUGUCAAGCUGGUGGCGCCGGGGAGCGAGUACUACGACGAGGCGACGGAGAGGUUCCGUGCACUGUGCGAAGGUCGCAAGCUGAUCGGGAAUAUCGACUAUCGAGAAGGGAGCAUCCUCCACCUGCGGCUGAUUGAUCCCUCGGACCCGGCGUCUGGAAGCGGCGAGGCAUCUAUCAAUGCGGACAUGGUGCGCGAGGGAUAUGCGAGCAUUGAGCGCAAGGGCGUGGUUGCAAAGUACAAUGGCAACUAUCCCAACGUGAUGAAGACGCUCGAGGAGGCGCUGAGGACGGCCAAACGGGAGCGGGCGGGCAUGUUUGAGUAUGGGAAUGUGGACGACGAAGAGGAUUAG
Messenger RNA from Serendipita indica DSM 11827, 2586 nucleotides. NCBI's taxonomy places the organism in Eukaryota, Fungi, Basidiomycota, Agaricomycetes, Sebacinales, Serendipitaceae. The record is from the annotation of a GenBank genome assembly.